This is a messenger RNA of Cladocopium goreaui, 814 nucleotides long. Lineage: Eukaryota; Dinophyceae; Suessiales; Symbiodiniaceae. The record is from the annotation of a GenBank genome assembly.
UCCCAUGGGAGAUGACGAUGAUGCUGAAGAUAUUCUCAUGGCGCUGCUUACCUAUCCUUGCCCACUGUCGGGUCGCUUGAGAACAGCUGGUGCUAAGAGCCCCGAACGUCAAAUGGAGCUGUUGAAGCAGAACCUGGAGUCAAAUGCUAUUCCUGUUGCCAGCCCACUUUGGUCUCCACGUGUGCAUCUAGACAUGGAAGAGUACAUGGAAUAUUUCAAUCGUCCAGGGCAGUGUAUUGACACCAGCUCCCCAGUGUCUCCUCCGAAAAAGAUGAUGAAGCUUUCAGCCAUGCCGGCAGAAAAUCAUCGCAAGGUCAUUGGGAAUGGCCUACAUUCUGAACUUCUAGCUCAUGAGAGUGGUGACUGGAAGAAGGUCCAAAAUUUGGAUUUGUACAACCAUUGUAUGCCCAAAAACGGUUCUUCACCAACCUGUGGGAAAAUAUUGCCCCAUUGCAAGUCAAAAGUGUCGGCAUUCCGAGAAAAAAUGGAGAUUCGCCUAUGCGUUUUCAAACUUGGUGUCACAGCAAGUCCGUUGACACGAUUUCACAUGUACAAGGAACAAAAUUAUUCUUCAAUGUGGGUCCUAGCUGAGUCCUCUAGUGUGGAUCUUGUCCACAUGCUGGAAGCGGCUUUAAUUAGCGAAUACCACAAACAUGUGGGAUGCAAAAAUGCUGAGGGGAGUGGGGGUGAUGGGGCUUUAAACCGGAAACCCCCAGCUCCUCCACCCUAUUUCAUGUAUAUUGCAGGUGGCCGGGCUGACCAAGCCAGGUGGGUUGUGUGAAAGAAUCCACAUUAUCCUGCUGUUGGGAAAAAA